Molecule: messenger RNA, 1005 nt
Organism: Neoarthrinium moseri
Lineage: Eukaryota; Fungi; Ascomycota; Sordariomycetes; Amphisphaeriales; Apiosporaceae
Exons: 3
Coding region: 1-1005 (334 amino acids)
Source: RefSeq, a predicted model, not a curated record
AUGUCAGUGGACUAUUUACUGAAACCACCCGUUGAUAAAUUCGAUGAACUCAAUAACCUGCCUACCUGGUCGUUUCUCGUAGAGAGUGGGCAGGGCCGAAAGGUUCUCUUUGACCUGGGCAUUCCUAAAGACUUGAACGUUUACCCACCAACGAUUGUUAACGACAUUAAGAAACAUGGAUGGGAUAUACGAGUCGAAAAGGAUAUCGCAGAUAUUCUAAGAGAAAAUGGCCUCAAACCCAUCGAUAUACAGAGUGUCAUAUGGAGUCAUUAUCAUUUCGAUCACAUAGGAGACAUGUCAACUUUCCCCGACACGACAGACCUUGUCGUCGGCCCCGGAUUCAAACAGAAAUUCAGGUCAGCUUACCCUACUGACCCUGAUGCUCCUGUGCGAGAGAGCUACUGGGAAGGACGUCAGCUACGAGAGAUCGACUUUGGUGAUCGGGAAUCACCACUGAAGGUUGGUGCCCUGUGUGCAUUUGACUUCUUUGGGGACGGCUCAUUCUAUCUGCUAGAUGCCCCUGGUCACGCCGUCGGCCACUUGGCUGGUCUAGUGCGGACGACCAAGAACCCAGACACAUUCCUCUUCAUGGGCGGCGACUUGUGUCACCACGGUGGCGAGAUUCGGCCAUCUUCGCAUCUACCAAUACCAGACCGUGUAGAUAUCCCCUUACAGGACGCGUUGCGCACCCGACUGUCCUGCUGUCCCGGAGGGGCGUCCUUCAGAAGGCUCAAUACUAGGCGAGGUCGCAAAGAAAAUGAACCCUUCUUUGAGUCGAGACUCGGGGCAAACCUUACACAGGUCAUGGAGACAAUCACGAAAGCACAGGCUGCUGAUUCUCAGAACAGCAUUUUCUUCAUAUUUGCGCAUGAUCCUACUAUUCGGGGUGUUGUAGAUUUCUACCCAGCCACGGCGAACGACUGGAAGCGAAAGGGGUGGCGCGAGAAAACGCAGUGGGCAUUCCUACGUGAUUUAGCCCCAGCCGCGGCGGCUGCUGCUGAGUGA